This is a messenger RNA of Closterium sp. NIES-65, 846 nucleotides long. Lineage: Eukaryota; Viridiplantae; Streptophyta; Zygnematophyceae; Desmidiales; Closteriaceae. The record is from the annotation of a GenBank genome assembly.
AUGCAUAGCGCGCGAGAGAUCUCAGCGCGUGCCUAUAACGCCCUGCGCUCACCAAGCCGAGAUCCCGGCGUCGCGCCAUUGCCCUUUCCGCACUCCCCCAUCCGCAUUUCCCCUUCCACAUCCCCCGUUCCGCAUUCCCCCUUCCGCAUUCCCCCUUUCCCGUUUCCCCUUCCACAUCCCCCGUUCCGCAUUCCCCCUUCCCCAUUCCCCUGUCCGAAUUCUCCCUUCCACAUUCCCCCAUCCGCAUUCCCCCUUCCGCAUUCCCCCUUCCGCAUUCCCCCUUCCGCAUUCCCCCUUUCAAAUUCUCCCUUCCAAAUUUGGAUUCCGCAUUCCCCCAUACGUAUUCCCCCUUCCGCAUACCCCCUUCUGCAUUCACCCUUCCGCAUCCCUUCUAUUGCGUUCCCCCUUCCGCGUUCCCCCUUCCGCGUUCCCCCUUCCGCGUUUCCCCUUCCGCUUUCCCCCUUCCGCGUACCCCCUUCCGCGUUCCCCCUUCCGCAUUCCCCCUUCCGCGUUCCCCCUUCCGUUUUCCCCCUUCCAUGUUCCCCCUUCCGUGUUCCCCCUUCCGCAUUCCCCUUCCGCGUUUCCCCUUCCGCGUUCCCCCUUCUGCGUUCCCCCUUCCGCGUUCCCCCUUCCGCAUUCCGCUUUCCACGUUCCCCCUCCUGCAUUCCCCCUUCCACAUUCUCCCUUCCGCAUUCCCCCUUCCGCAUUCCCCCUUCCGCAUCCCCCCUUCCGCAAACCCGCUUUGGCACUCCCUCUUCCGCGUACCCCCUACCGCGUUCCCUAGCCUGUCUCGAACUCACUCCCUCGUGCUUCCCGCCUGAUAACCCCAUAUUCCACCCAUGCUAG